AUGUCCUCACCACUCUCUCUCCCACCUCCCCUCUCCCCAACGCCAGCUAUAACAAGUUCGACAUCAUUACCUAUUCCAGGCACCCCCGCCUCUACAAGUACUUCAGGAAGCAGCACCUUGUGGCAGGACCAGAUCCUCGAGCGUCUCCGCGCAAGAAACGUUAGGGAUUGUGCUUAUGCGGGCAUUAUCGAUCAGUAUCGGCAACUCGCUGUGCAGGCGCGUGUGUUGAGGGAGAGAAACCAGACGCUGUUAAGGGCGAUGAACACCGCGCGCGCGAGCGGGUCUGCAGGUGACGAGAAUGCCGUCCGCACAGCACUCAUCACAUCGCUCGAAGAGCAGAUAUCAAGGAUGCGCGACGAGACGCUCGAUUUGCACAAGAAGCAGUCGCAGCACGCACAGCGCCUGCUCGAGAUGUCCGACACCCAGCGACAAGCGGAGGAUUCCGCGCGCUUAACGCAGGAAGAACUCCGCCGUGUACGUGACGAGCUGUCCUGCGCGCAACGUGAACUUGAAGCGUCCCGCCUGACCAUAAGGGAGAAAGACCGGUUUAUCCAAGAACUUUCCGACGACAACAAUGCCCUGUCCCUUGAGCUCACGCAGACCGCAGCAAGGAACGACAGCUUGAAGAAGGACAACGCUAGCCUUCUCCAGCGCUGGUUGGAUACGAAGAACGAGGAAGUGAGCAGGAUGAACGAGGCGAACGGGUUUUGGGAGGAGAUGCAGAGCGCGCGUGUCCGUGUUGGCACAGCAGGGGUUGGGGUUGGCUCUCCGUACACCGCUUCCGUUUCGGGGACAGGGACGAAUGGCGAAGGCCUUCAGCUGGCGGCAGAGACCUCGGAACCUCCAGCCGAAGGCUCGUCGGGUUUUCGCAGGCCCCCGCCCUCCCCAGGGCAGACGAGGAAGAGCGUGACGGGGAAGGAGAAUGGAUGAUCGUAAGGUCUCCGUCGCCUGAUGCUGGCGUAUCCUUACCCACUGAGAGGGCGGGAGGUCCUGGGCCUGAGGGAACCGAGGAAGAGGGUCGGGAGGAGCCGGGCGACGACGAAGAGUUCGCUCUCCUUUGACCAUUUCCCACUUUCACUCUUCCCUUCUCCCAUCUUUAACCCCCUCUCCAUCCCCUACUAUUCUCCACGGUUUUCUUACACCUGACUUUCCCCGACUUGCACGCUAUACCCAUCCAUGUAUUCGUCACCUAUCCCUGCUCUCAAUCCUGGACAGCUGAAUGAUCAUCCACCGUUUCCUGUCUCCCGAUCGCAACUUGCGUGUGCACCAGGCAUCAAAUGAUGCGACGACGCGGACUGUCUACUUUCUUCCUGGCUAUUGCGUCGGUCUGCCAAUAAUCGCCAGGUCCUGUCUCAGCAACGAAUGUAAGCACCCGUGCUUUCCGAAGUUUCAGUGGAUAAACGACGGAGGAGGCCUGUCCUUCACGAGAGGCAAGACUUUGUGCUCUCGGAU
Dacryopinax primogenitus is the source of this 1452-nucleotide messenger RNA. RefSeq names its product ATG16-domain-containing protein. The record is from RefSeq and is a predicted model, not a curated record. Gene Ontology annotation, biological process: autophagosome assembly. Lineage: Eukaryota; Fungi; Basidiomycota; Dacrymycetes; Dacrymycetales; Dacrymycetaceae. The coding region runs from base 1 to 930 and encodes 309 amino acids. The transcript is spliced from 3 exons. Gene Ontology annotation, cellular component: autophagosome membrane.